AUGGAAUUGAGCACGGUGAAGGUCAUACUGGUACUUGCCCUACGUUGGGGAGUACCAGCAAGACAUGGUGACAUACCUAACGCCUACGUGAAGGCGAACAAAGAGGAACAUUUGGAGAUUUUUCUUGCCAUACCUCAAGGCAUGACUGUACCUGAUGUGAUUUUGAAGCAAUUUGGAACACAAGGCAGCGACAAACUGGCGCUCAGGCUUAAAAAGUCGCUUUACGGCCUUAAACAGGCGGGUCGUCUUUGGAGCAAAUUGCUGGACACGAAACUGGUCGAGGCUGGUUUUAGUCGAUGCGUGUCUGACGCAUGUCUGUAUUUCAGACACGAUGGAGGCGAGCUGACAAUUGUCGGGGUAUAUGUUGAUGAUUUGUUGGUGACAGCGACAAGUCAGGACAAGGUGGAAGAAUUCUUUAAAGCGAUGAGUGUCCUCUCUAUUAAGGAUUUGGGUCAAGUUAACAAGUUCCUGGGCAUGAGGAUGGCUCUAAAGGACUCGAAGACUUACACUGUCGAUCAGACUACGGCGAUCGAUGAGAUGCUAAAUCAACAUGGUCUGGAUGCAGCAAACGGCGUGAGGGCGCCCAUCGGUGACGACAGCAACGACGAUGUGUCAGAAGGUGUGUACCUGUCGGCAAAUCGGGGCAAGAAAGGCGAGCCUACUGUCCGGAAACUUUCAGUCUUUAGUGGGUAG
Peronospora matthiolae is the source of this 693-nucleotide messenger RNA. The record is from the annotation of a GenBank genome assembly. NCBI's taxonomy places the organism in Eukaryota, Oomycota, Peronosporomycetes, Peronosporales, Peronosporaceae.